Molecule: messenger RNA, 635 nt
Organism: Dreissena polymorpha
Lineage: Eukaryota; Metazoa; Mollusca; Bivalvia; Myida; Dreissenidae
Exons: 3
Coding region: 59-592 (177 amino acids)
Source: RefSeq, a predicted model, not a curated record
UAUACGUGUUCAACUAUACAACGCAUGUUCCAGUGCCUUUCCAAAUCUGGAAAUAAAAAUGGCGCAUUACUGUCAACCUCAUGUUGUGCUGAAUUCAGUAAAUAAGGGAUAUCAUGUUUAUAAAAAUAAAAUGGCGGAAGAAAAGACAUACAUGUGUGUUAAGGAUUUCGGUAAUGUUGUGGACAAGAAUGCUAUUCUUGUAAUAUGCACGGAUGAUAGCAAAUCCAUAGGCCAUGUCCCAGCUUUACCAGUUCCUCUAAAUAAAGCCUUCACAACAAUCAUGGAUAUGCAUCCUGGAAUUUCCAUUGAAUGUAUUGCUUCUGAUAACCCAAGACCAAGCUCGUAUCCAUGGCCAGAUACAAGUGCCCAAGGGGGAGGCAUCAUUCCGCCUGUCCAAUACAAGAUAUCAGCACCUGCCAGCUUAACAGAUAGAAUAAAAUAUAUUCUAAUGUGCGCAGCGUCUGAUGAACAAGACAUUCUCAAAGAAAUGAAUGUACACGUCGUGUAUGAGUGUGAAAGGACACCCCCCAUGAUCAUAUCAAAGGAUGAUGGCACGCAAGACACACCCAACUACAAGUUAACUACACCCUGAGCUAUAAUUUUACAACAUAUAAAUAAUAAAUACCAGAAAAUCU